Molecule: messenger RNA, 987 nt
Organism: Staurois parvus
Lineage: Eukaryota; Metazoa; Chordata; Amphibia; Anura; Ranidae
Source: the annotation of a GenBank genome assembly
AUGCCGUCCACCAAGAAAAAAAAGGGGACAAGCUCAAAAGUCCUUCAUGACAUACCUACUUAAGACACACGAGAUUUGCAGCAUGUCUCCAGAUAAUACAGAACGAGCAUCCCUGUCCGAUCUCACGCAGGAUAUCACAGCUCCUUCAUUAGCUCUGGUCAGUGAAUAUACACAGCAACUCACAAAGGAGUACCUGGUAUCUUGCCUGGAAACUAUGUACACCAAGCUGGCCGCUAAGUUCCAAUCAGAACUGCAUAAAAGCACUAAUGUUCUCUCUCAGGAAAUAGCCACAUUGGGCUCCAGGACCGACCGCUUAGAAACCGAACAUGAUGAACUUAGCCUGGCCUAUGGUGAACUUUCCAGAGAACACGAUCAUCUACAAACGGCCUUUUCACAAUUGCAGGCGCAGGUUGAGGACCUUGAUAAUCGCAAUCGCAGGAAUAAUCUGCGAGUCAGGGGAAUUCCGGAGUCUGUGUUUGAUCUUUCACAAACCAUAACCAAGUUAUUCAAGUCACUCCUUCCGGAUCGCGACCCUGGAUCCUUUGCUUGUGAUCGCAUCCAUAGAACCCUGCGCCCUAAACCUCCUAAUGAUAAACCGCCCAGGGAUAUUGUCCUGUGUAUGAAGGAUUUCCUGACCAAAGAAGAUAUACAGUCAGAGCUGCUCGCAAAACCCCAACGAUCUCCUUCGAAGGCUCGGUUUUACAAAUCUUUCCAGAUGUUUCUCCGGCCACGUUGGAGAAACAUAGAAAAAUGAAAGAAGUUACAACUGCCCUUUUCUCAGCUCAUAUCCGCUAUAAAUGGGGCUUUCCUUUUAAGCUGAAAGUUCCACAUAAUGGGAGCACAUUUAUAGCCACAUCCCUUCCCGAAGGUAGAGAAAUCUUGGCCAAAUUGGGCCUGGCGGACGCCCCAUCACCUCAACGUCCACCCUCCACCCCUCGUGUCUCUCCCAUUUGGCAUAAUCCAUCUCCACGGAGGGAUAGAAGGAGA